This is a messenger RNA of Ochotona curzoniae (black-lipped pika), 3501 nucleotides long. It is a transcript of the gene UVRAG, whose product is annotated as UV radiation resistance associated. NCBI's taxonomy places the organism in Eukaryota, Metazoa, Chordata, Mammalia, Lagomorpha, Ochotonidae. The record is from RefSeq and is a predicted model, not a curated record. The transcript is spliced from 15 exons. Gene Ontology annotation, biological process: SNARE complex assembly. Gene Ontology annotation, molecular function: SNARE binding. Gene Ontology annotation, cellular component: lytic vacuole; endosome. Bases 193 to 2301 code for a protein of 702 amino acids.
GGGUGGAGGGAUUGCACUGCGGUAAUAUGGCUCUUCCUUAGCCAGCCGCGGCGGCCAGCGGGGAGCCGGGGGCCGACCAGCAUCUCUGGCGGCGGGUUUCUGGGCUGCAGGGCAGCGACAGCUCGUGGCUAGGAGGCAGGGGCGGAUGCCGGAGGAGCGCGUGCCCCGCCGCUUGGCGGCUCCCGGAUCGAGAUGAGCGCUUCAGCGCCGCUCGGGGGCCCGGUCCCCCCGCCGCCCCCGGGCCCGGCCACCGCGCUGCCGCCCGGUUCCGCCGCGCGGGCCCUGCAUGUGGAGCUGCCGUCUCAGCAGCGGCGUCUUCGACAUCUUCGGAACAUUGCUGCCAGGAACAUUGUUAAUAGGAAUGGCCAUCAGCUCCUUGAUACCUACUUUACACUUCACUUGUGUAACACUGAGAAGAUAUAUAAAGAAUUUUAUAGAAGUGAAGUGAUUAAGAAUUCCUUGAAUCCAACGUGGCGGAGCCUAGAUUUUGGAAUAAUGCCAGACCGUCUUGAUACAUCUGUGUCUUGCUUUGUGGUGAAGAUAUGGGGUGGCAAGGAGGAUGUCUAUCAGCUGUUGAUUGAAUGGAAGGUCUAUUUGGAUGGGCUGAAAUACUUGGGUCAGCAGAUUCAUGCCCGCAACCAAAAUGAGAUAAUUUUUGGGCUGAAUGAUGGCUACUAUGGUGCUCCAUUUGAACAUAAGGGUUACUCAAAUGCUCAAAAGAGCAAUCUUCAGGUGGAUCAGAACUGUGUUCGCAAUUCUUACGAUGUCUUCUCUUUGCUACGGCUUCAUAGAGCCCAGUGUGCAAUUAAACAGACUCAGGUAACUGUUCAGAAAAUUGGAAAGGAAAUUGAAGAAAAACUAAGACUCACAUCUACAAGCAAUGAGCUGAAAAAAGAAAGUGAAUGUCUACAACUAAAAAUUCUGGUGCUCCGAAAUGAAUUGGAAAGACAGAAGAAAGCUUUGGGUCGAGAGGUGGCAUUACUGCAUAAGCAACAAUUAUCAUUACAGGAUAAAGGAAGUGCAUUUUCAACGGAGCACCUCAAGCUUCAGCUCCAGAAAGAAUCCCUGAGUGAGCUGACGAAGGAGUGUACUGCAAAAAGAGAACUCUUUCUGAAGACAAAUGCUCAGUUGACAAUUCGUUGUAGACAACUGCUCUCUGAGCUUUCCUAUAUUUACCCUAUAGAUUUGAAUGAGCAUAAGGAUUAUUUUGUAUGUGGUGUCAAGUUGCCCAAUUCCGAGGACUUCCAAGCAAAAGAUGAUGGAAGCAUUGCUGUUGCCCUUGGUUACACUGCACAUUUGGUCUCCAUGAUUUCAUUUUUCCUACAAGUGCCCCUCAGAUAUCCUAUAAUUCAUAAGGGAUCUAGAUCAACAAUCAAAGAUAAUAUCAAUGACAAGCUGACUGAAAAAGAAAGAGAGUUUCCACUCUAUCCGAAAGGAGGGGAGAAGUUGCAAUUUGAUUAUGGUGUCUAUCUUCUGAACAAAAAUAUAGCACAGCUAAGAUACCAACAUGGACUAGGGACUCCAGACUUGAGGCAAACCCUUCCUAACCUGAAAAACUUCAUGGAACAUGGACUAAUGGUCAGGUGCGACAGGCAUCACACCUCCAGUGCCAUCCCUGUUCCCAAGAGACAGAGCUCCGCCUUCCGAGGUGCGGAUGGCGGCUUUUCCGGGGCCUUCCCUUCCCCAGACCCAGGACGCCGCAAGCGGGCCAGCUCAGAGAACGAGAGACUGCAGUACAAAACCCCACCCCCCAGCUACAACACGGCCCUGGCCCAGCCUGCCGCGGCCACGCCGCCCGGGGCGGAGUCAGAGAGAAAGGCAGCGGCGGCGCUGUCCUCCUCCUUGGACACCUCCUUGGACUUGUCCAAAGAAAGCAAGAAAAAAGGAGUGGAUCUGGAGGACAGCUUGAACAGAGAGUCCUUGAGCCUGCACACCAGCCAGGAGCAAGGAGAAGGCCUCGCCGGGCACUUGGCCACGGUGAAUGGAACGGUGCUAUCCGGCGAGCAGGCAGGCCCGGCCAUGGCUGCCCAGCUCCCGGGUGUGUUCCCCCCAGCCUCGGCCUCAGAGGCUGAGCUGUGCUGCACUGUGGAGCAGGCAGAGGAGAUCAUCGGGCUGGAAGCCACUGGCUUCACAUCGGGCCACCAGCUGGAAGCCUUCCACUGCAUCCCAGUGGACAGUGCGGUGGCCGUGGAGUGUGAUGACCAAGUCCUGGGGGAGUUUGAAGAGUUCUCCCGGCGAAUCUAUGCACUGAAUGAAAAUGUCUCGAGCUUCCGCCGGCCACGCAGGAGUUCUGACAAGUGAGGCGAACAAACACGCCCUCACUGGGGCCACCGCCCCUGACACACAGGGGGAAGCUGCACUCACCCUUUGUAAGAAUGAUGGCACACAAUACACAGAGCCAGAGGAGAUCCUCAGAGACCCAGGCUGGACAGUCGACGGGCAGGUCAGGGCCAAGGUCUGCGUUCACUGUCAUGAUUGGCAUGUCAGGCCCGAUGCUUGUUCCAAGGCGAAAGUCACCCUCUAGUUGCGAAGAGAGCUUGUAGCUCGAGUCACCUGGCACACAGCUGUGCUUUAUUUACACUUGUAUGUUAUCCCCAGAGGGAAGAUGAUAAUAUAUACAUAAUAUAAUGAACUCACCUUUAGUUUCUCGCAAGCAUCUGCCCUCUACCAUAGUUCGUGAAACUGUGGAGCCACAGAGUAUUCAGCAAUAGCUUUCUGCCAUUUCCUGAAAGGGCUGUGGCUGUCCAUCAGGAGAUUGGGCAAGAACUAUAAUAGAGGUCUCCUUGUACCCCAGACCCUCAUCCCCUGCCCCCAGGCACAACUGUAGCCCACCUAUAGACCCCUCUGUUGCCCCCACCUCCACAAUGGAUGGGCCGUACAGCCUGAGAACCGAGAAUGUCACAUUCACUGGCUCUUUAACUCCAUUGCUGGGAUAGUCCAUCUUACCCAGUCAACCCUGACCUCCUACUUCCUCCGCCCCACCCCAGUGUACCCCUCAGCUUAGAGAGUGUGCCUCCUGUGGAGCCCAGGCGGUUCUCCAAGACCCUGGGACCACUAUACUCAGAGGGCAGCCAGUCCCCCAGGGGCCAAAGUGUUCAAGCGGGCAGAUGCUGCGUGCAAGAACCAGGCAUGCUUUCUGGCCGUGCACUCGGCAGACAAAAAAAAAUCCCUGUGUGUGAAUCCCAUGCUAAUUUAUGAAAUUUCAAUCUGAAGGAAGACAUUGAACUCAUAUCUGCUGAAACCUAAGUAGAGACGGCAGUCGGACUAGUGGGAUUAGAGACUAGAUGAGGCAUAGAAUGUUAUUGGUUAUGUGUGCAAUUUCAGAAAUAUUAAAUUAUGUUUUUGAAUUCCAGUUUGUCAUUCCUGCAUUCAGAAUUCAUUUGCUGUUGCUUUACACAUUAUGUACCCAAGGACAUUGCCUCAGGGUUGCAAACUCCUUAAGGAAAAUUUAUCUAUAUAUCCAUGUAUUAUAUAGAAGAAUAAAAACUGAUUACUUCACUU